Colletotrichum lupini is the source of this 798-nucleotide messenger RNA. RefSeq names its product short chain dehydrogenase/reductase. The transcript has 2 exons. The annotation marks the transcript as partial. Lineage: Eukaryota; Fungi; Ascomycota; Sordariomycetes; Glomerellales; Glomerellaceae. Gene Ontology annotation, biological process: triglyceride catabolic process; phosphatidic acid biosynthetic process. Gene Ontology annotation, cellular component: endoplasmic reticulum; lipid droplet. The record is from RefSeq and is a predicted model, not a curated record. Gene Ontology annotation, molecular function: acylglycerone-phosphate reductase (NADP+) activity; triacylglycerol lipase activity.
CGCAGAGAAGAUGUGAUCGCUGAACUAAUUGCCGAAGGCUUUGACGCGCUGCAGUUGGACGUGGCGAGCGAGGAGAGCAUAGCUGCCUGCCAUACAGAAGUCCAAGAUAGAACGGGAGGCAGGCUGGAUAUCCUGGUCAACAACGCCCGCCGCUCGCGCAGUGGACGAAUUCACAUCUCCCCCGCCACAGAUCUAUCCAUCCCAGACGUCCGCGCCAACUUCGACACGAACGUCUUCGGCAUCAUGGCGAUGGUCAAAGCCUUCGCGGACGAUCUCAUCGCGGCCCAAGGCCUAAUAAUGAACAUCUCCUCCUGCGCCGCCGUGACGCCGUACAUGUUCGCAUCGGUCUACUGCGCCAGCAAGGGCGCCGUCGCAAGCUACAGCCGCACUCUGAGGCAGGAGCUGCGACCGUUUGGGGUCCGCGUCAUGGUCGUCGUGGCGGGCACCGUCAAGUCCAGGAUCGCUGAGAAGCCGCAGCCCAGUCUCUCGCCGGGCUCGCUGUACGCGAAGAUGAGCGAUUUGUAUGAGCGAUACGUACACCUGAGCCAGGAGGAGGGGGCAACGGAUACAGAUGCUUUUGCGGAGGAGCUGGUUGGGAAUGCGCUGAAGCCUGAGGGCUGGCUUUUCGGGCGGUCGGAUUGGUUGUGGUGUGGUGGUAUGUCGAGGAAGAUAUGGUGGGCAUUACGACUGUUUGGGGAAUGGGUCAUUGAUUGGCAGACUUGGAAGAUGUUUGGGCUGGAGAAACUACAGAGAUUAGUCGAGGAUGAGAGAAUCGCGAACGAUGCAAAGCGCGACUAA